Felis catus (domestic cat) is the source of this 2960-nucleotide messenger RNA. It is a transcript of the gene PPP4R2, whose product is annotated as protein phosphatase 4 regulatory subunit 2. Lineage: Eukaryota; Metazoa; Chordata; Mammalia; Carnivora; Felidae. Gene Ontology annotation, biological process: protein dephosphorylation. Gene Ontology annotation, molecular function: protein phosphatase regulator activity. The record is from RefSeq and is a predicted model, not a curated record. The coding region runs from base 237 to 1484 and encodes 415 amino acids. Gene Ontology annotation, cellular component: cytoplasm; protein phosphatase 4 complex; nucleus. The transcript is spliced from 9 exons.
GUGACGUGCCGGGCGCCAUGUUGGAGGGCUGGUGGUAGCGGCUCGGGGAGGUGUUCGCUCUCUCGGUCUCGCUCUCUCGCUCGCUUCCCCCGGCUCCCUUCGGUGCCCCCCCCGGUCGCCUGCGUGCCGGAGUGUGUGCGAGGGAGGGGGAGGGCGUCGGGGGGGUGGGGGGAGGCGUUCCGGUCCCCGGGAGACCCGCGGAGGGAGGCGGAGGCUGCGAGGGACUCCGGGAAGCCAUGGACGUCGAGAGGCUGCAGGAGGCGCUGAAAGAUUUUGAGAAGAGGGGAAAAAAGGAAGUUUGUCCUGUCCUGGAUCAGUUUCUUUGUCAUGUAGCCAAGACUGGAGAAACAAUGAUUCAGUGGUCCCAAUUUAAAGGCUAUUUUAUUUUCAAACUGGAGAAAGUGAUGGAUGAUUUUCGAACUUCAGCUCCUGAACCAAGAGGUCCUCCGAACCCUAAUGUCGAAUAUAUUCCCUUUGAUGAAAUGAAGGAAAGAAUACUGAAAAUUGUCACUGGAUUUAAUGGUAUCCCUUUUACUAUUCAGCGACUAUGUGAGUUGCUAACAGAUCCAAGGAGAAACUAUACAGGAACAGACAAAUUUCUCAGAGGAGUAGAAAAGAAUGUGAUGGUUGUUAGCUGUGUAUACCCUUCUUCAGAGAAAAACAAUUCCAAUAGUUUAAAUCGAAUGAAUGGUGUUAUGUUUCCUGGAAAUUCACCAAGUUACACUGAACGGUCUAAUAUAAAUGGGCCUGGAACACCCAGGCCGCUUAAUCGACCAAAGGUUUCUUUGUCGGUCCCCAUGACAACAAAUGGCUUGCCUGAGAGCGCAGACAGCAAAGAGUCAAACUUACAGCAAAAUGAGGACAAAAAUCACAGUGACUCUGUGACCGCUGAAUCCGAAGGUUCCUCAGUGAGCCCUAUAAAAAAUAAACACCCAGAUGAAGAUUCUGUGGAGGCUGAGGGGCAUGAGGUAAAAAGACUCAGGUUUGACAAAGAAAGUGAAGUCAGAGAGACAGCCAGCCAAACAUCUUCCAGUGAAAUUUCUUCGGUUAUGGUAGAAGAAACAGAAACAUCGUCGUCAUCUCAGGAUAAAGACAAGGAAAGUAGUUGUACCAGACAGCACUGUACAGAAGAGGAUGAAGAAGAGGAUGAAGAGGAAGAAGAAGAGUCUUUUAUGACAUCAAGAGAAAUGAUUCCAGAAAGAAAAAAUCAAGAAAAAGAAUCUGAUGAUGCCUUAACUGUGAAUGAAGAGACUUCUGAGGAAAAUAAUCAAAUGGAGGAAUCUGAUCUGACUCAAGCUGAGAAAGAUUUACAUUCUGAAGGUAGUGAAAAUACAGGCCCUGUAAGUAGUGGUUCUGAUUGCCAUGAGACAGAAGAAUUAGUAGGAUCCAAUUCCAGUAAAACUGGAGAGAUUCUCUCAGAAUCAUCUAUGGAAAACGACGAAGAAGCCACAGAAGUCACAGAUGAACCAAUGGAACAAGACUAACUAUCUAGAAACAUGUAGAUGCAGUAUUUUACAUACAGUUCUGGUUUUACACUGUAUAAAACUUUUAUGUAAUAAAAUGGACCUCUAGUUUUUACAAGAGAAGCAGGUUGUAAAAUAAAGUACUUUAUGGGAUAAAUCCUGAAAGAGUUGUACAUGUAAGAACUGUGAAUAUCAGCUCCUCUGGGUCCUGCUUACCGCUGACUUUUUUUUUUCAGUCUGGUCAAAUCAGUGGUUUGUGUAUAGAUUUUUUUUUUUUUUUUUUUUUGAAUUAAAGUUUUUAAACUGGAAGGUAAUAAUUAUAAUUUUGAAAACCUUUUGGAGAUGAUCACAUUUAGUUUAUACAUAUGCAAGAAGUCUUUUUGUCUUGUCUCUUUCUGACAGCUCUAGCAGUUUUCAUAUUUUGGUCAUAGUUUCAACAUUUUAACAUGUGAAUUAUAGGGUUUCAUGCUGGUUUCCAGAUUUUAUUGUUUGACUAUGUACAAUGGAACUUUAAGUCAUAUAUACAUAUAUAUAUAUAUAUAUACAUAUAUAUAUAUACACAUAUAUAUAUAUUAUUCUAAGGGGGGAAAUGUUAUAUUUUUCUGUUUCUAUAAGAGAUGAAUACAGUGGAUACUUUUUCUAUUGGUAAUGAUUGAGUUCACCUCUUUCAGAAGACAGUUUCAGUUUCUCUUCUGAGUAAUUCAAAUAAAAUCUGGCCCUUGUGAAACCCUGGAAAUAAGUCUGUUGAAAUACCAGGUUAAACACAUUCCAAGAGAUCUGUUCAAACUAAAAUUCUUUUGUAUACUUCUGAGGUGCCUGAGAAAAAGACUUCACUAUUUAUGAGAAAAUAUGCUUUAUCUUGGAAACUGUGUUCAAACAUUAGCUUACUAUUUUGUAGAAUGAAUGCUGACAUGAGACCAUCUCAGAAGAACCCGGCAGGUUCCUUGACCUUUUUGCUUGCUUUUCUGAACAUUGUGAAUAUUACACAUUUCUUUCUAAAUUAUUCUAGAGUAUGCAAAUGUCAUUGGUGUGAAACCCCACUGUACUGGAAGAAUUAAUAUAUUACUAUAGUAAUGUACUGGAGCUAAAUGGCUGAAGCUUUAGGGGUGCAUAGAAACCACCAUAAUUUGUAUGACAUUUUGAAGUGAAUUAAAUAUUUUUGAACAUGCUUCUUCGACAGCCAGUGUUAUAUUUUUCAGAUUAACACAAAGCACAAUGAUUACUCUAAACUCAAUAUUUUCAAAUUCACAUAUUUAAAGUCAUGCAAGCUGCAACUUCCCUGUCAAAAUUACUGGCUGCCAAAUUUAUACCUGUUUCUUCAGCUGUACCUUUUGAUAUUUAGAAUUUUUAAAUUUCUGUAAAGUAGAUUUUGUAGAAUGUAAUGUGUUCACUGCCUUUGUGAAGCGGUAUAUAAUUGUAUAAUUUCUGUGUGUAAACUGAAUGCUUGGGCUUUCAAUACAGUAUUCAUAUAAAGCAAUAAAUAUUAAUGUUAUGAAA